Varroa destructor (honeybee mite) is the source of this 3982-nucleotide messenger RNA. RefSeq names its product soluble guanylate cyclase 88E-like. Gene Ontology annotation, biological process: response to oxygen levels; cGMP biosynthetic process; nitric oxide-cGMP-mediated signaling. NCBI's taxonomy places the organism in Eukaryota, Metazoa, Arthropoda, Arachnida, Mesostigmata, Varroidae. The transcript is spliced from 15 exons. Bases 260 to 2713 code for a protein of 817 amino acids. Gene Ontology annotation, cellular component: guanylate cyclase complex, soluble. The record is from RefSeq and is a predicted model, not a curated record. Gene Ontology annotation, molecular function: guanylate cyclase activity; heme binding; nitric oxide binding.
AUCUUGCUGGAAAUAGUGAAUAAUAAAGGAAUAAAAAAUUAGGAACAUUACAAGGUGUCAUCAAAAUAUACUUCGACGAGGAUAUCUACAUACGUGUGACAACUGACGCUUGUGAACUUACUGUAAAAGACGUCAAGGCAAGGAUAUAUUCGUGCGCUCGGAUUUGUCCGUUAUAGGUUGAACAGCUAAAUUCACAGUACAACGACUACGAUAACGGCCACGGUUAAAUACAGGUUGUAGCGAGUAAAAAGCUAUCAGAAUGUACGGCUUAAUUUUCGAAAACCUUCGACAAUACAUCAUUACUGUCUACGGAGAGGACAAGUGGGCGGAGAUUCGUCGGCAAGCAAGAGUGGAACAGCCCUCCUUCACAACGCACGACAUUUAUCCGGAUAAUAUCGUUCAUCGCAUUGUCGCAAAGAGCUGUAAGAUAUUAAAAAUGCAGGAAAACGAAUUCUUCGAAGGUAUGGGAGUAUUUUUCGUGUCAUUUCUCGCUCAGUAUGGAUAUGAUCGCGUCCUCUCCGUACUUGGUCGCCAUAUGCGAGACUUUAUUAAUGGCCUGGACAAUCUGCACGAGUACCUUAAGUUCAGCUACCCAAAAAUGAAGGCACCUUCGUUUUUCUGCGAACAAGAAUCAGACUCGGGUCUGACACUUCACUAUCGGAGCGCUCGAAGGGGUUAUCUAUGGUAUACCAUCGGACAAAUCAAGGAGGUUGGCGCCCAUUUCUACAAUACAGUUGUCGAAGUGGAUAUUCUGAAGGAGGAGUCAAUCUUCAAUACGCAACACAUUAUCAUGCGACUGAAGUUCCAAAACAGUGCUUUUAAAUCUACGGUUGGAGCUCUGGACUUGGACUCAAUGCUCGUCGGUGGAAAGUUGUUGCCGAUCAGAGCAUACGUCUUCCUCGAAAUCUUCCCAUUCUGCAUUGUAUUCAAUCAGCAACUAACCAUCACCAAUCUGGGCAAAUCUCUCAUGAUUGUCAUGCCGACGGCGCUUAAUAAGCGAAUACCGCAGGUGUUUGGCCUGGCUCGACCUCUUAUCGAAUGUAAUUGGAGUGGCAUCAUAACACAUAUGAACAACGUGUUUGAGAUGACUACCCUCGAAGCAGUAAAAGCUCACUCCAACGUCGAUCCGGAGCAUGAAGGUUCUAGCCCGUACCUCGAUGAACAAGAUGACUCAGCCUAUGAAGAUUCGCUCCUCCAUCUUAAAGGCCAAAUGUUGUUUAUGGAAGAGUGGCAGGCGAUGGUGUAUCUAGCGGCGCCUGUAGUGCGGGACGUAAUCACAAUGGUGAGAACAGGCCUGUAUGUAAACGACCUAUCGAUGCAUGACUUUUCCAGAGAUAUGGUACUUGCUGGACAGCAACAAAGUUCCGAGCUGAAAAUGGCUUUCGAGCAGGAGUUGCAAAAAAGUAAACAGUUGGAGGAUUCCAUGAAAAAACUCGACCAGGAAAUGAAACGCACUGAUGAACUUCUCUAUCAGAUGAUUCCGAAAACCGUCGCUGACAAGCUGCGUAAAGGAGAAAGUAGCGUUGAUAUCUGUCAGUUCUUCGAUAAAGUUACAAUUCUGUUCUCGGACGUCGUGACGUUCACGGAAAUUUGUUCUCGGAUCACUCCGAUUGAAGUUGUCCAGCUGCUCAACUCAAUGUACUCCCUAUUUGAUCAACUGACGGACAAGCACGGCGUCUACAAGGUGGAGACAAUUGGAGACGCCUAUAUGAUUGUGGCAGGGGCCCCGGAGAAGACGACGCAUCACGCCGAAAAAAUCUGCGAAAUGGCCCUUGAUAUGGUACAAUGUAUCCAGGGGCUCAAGGAUCCGUCUACUGGCAAAGGGAUUCAAAUUCGUGUAGGAGCGCAUUCGGGCGCAGUUUGCGCGGGCGUUGUGGGCCAAAAGAUGCCGCGCUACUGUCUCUUUGGAGACAGCGUAAAUACGGCUUCGAGGAUGGAGUCCACAAGUGAACCUCUAAAAAUACACAUCAGCGUAACAACCAAGAAUUUACUCGAUCCAAAUGCGUGGGCCAUCACCGAAAGAGGCACCGUGGUAGUCAAGGGUAAGGGUGAAAUGAAGACGUACUGGCUUGAAGGUCGCAAAGAUCGAAGACCUCGGGCACUGGAAAUCAAGAUGUCAGAACGGUCAGUGCGGCCAACUGCGCAUGUUGUGCACGAGCCACCUAUAAAUGAUACAGCACCCGCUGAAACCUUAAUGGAUACCGUCGCCACUGCGACAGGCACCACAGUUGAUAAGCGAGAAGAUCUGCCUUUGCCGAUACAGCACAUACCCGAGAUGUCAUUGGUUUUUUCCAAACGGGGACUACCUUUUCAACGGGUUAAUCGUGAAGAUGUGGCGAUUUCAGGUACUGAAGAGUUCGGAGUCCGGCCGGAGUUGAGUUAUCGCUCCGCAUCUGAAAAGGAAAAAACCGGUACACCCAAAGAAAAUGCGCAGUCAGCGCAAUCAUCGGCCUCGACAGGGGGAACGCUGAAAAAGGACUAUGCCCGACAAGAUCUUCCCACAUCAGCAUAUGAUCCGAAUGCCGUCCGAACGAAAUGGUCAAACCUUCCGGAUUCGCUAGUAUACGCCGGAACUGUUCGGUGCGAACAUUGUCUUCACUGUCAUGCCCGGGCAGUGUAUGAUCGCAAUGGACUGGACGAUCAGGCUGACGCCAGAGUAUUGCAGCCCCUCAGACUGGGUCAAAAGCGAGCAAAAACGUGCGUGUUAUUUUAAAAGAGCUAGAAAACAGGAACCUGCUGAAUCACAUCCAUUGUUCCUUUCGCUAUUUUUGCAACGUUUCGUACGCUGUAAAAAUGGCGCAAGGUGAUCUAUAACGAAUUUCUCAAAAUACGCUAGACAAUUAGAAAUAUACAUACUAACAUUAUUUUGGAAGAGACGCCCCAAAAAACGGCUAGUUUAGCGAUAGGGGUCUGUCUAAAGAAAGGCUUAUGAUAUAUAUUAUAAAGAUGACAGUAUGUGAUAAUGGCUCGUUGGAUCGUCCUUCAAGUGGACAUUGGCAAAGUGUAUAACACUACUACAUCUGUAGAGGCGUAUGAGAACCACUCAUUAUAUUUAAUGUAUCGCAUUAUUUAAAUCACUGAUCUAAUUCCUAUGCUGGUUAAGUACGGCUGUAUAUAUAGAUGACGAUACGGCAUAAAUCGUAUGGACAUGUCCGGUAAUAUGGGUUUACAGAGGAUUUUUUUUGAAAAGCAAAAAUAUCUUUACGAGAUUACAGAUUUUGCAAAAAAAAAAACUGUAGUUUGCGACACUACCUUUUCUACAGGGCUUAAUCGUCACUUGUAUAUUUGCAUUAUUUAAUUCGUUAUAUACGAGAAUAUACAAAACGAGUAAUAGAAAAUGAUUGUAUGUACCAAAACGUAUCACCAUCACCUUGGAGAUAAAAUAAUGAUAAAAAAAAACAAGAACCAUAAGAUUCGUUAAUCCUACGUGCGAUUCUGGUAUAUGUCACAGAGGCAUCAGGAACUUUUUUUUCGUUCUUAAAAUAGCAUAUAUAGGAAUUAGAAAACGAAUAAGGUCAGCAUGCACGAAACAAAUCAUCAGAGCAAAUAUACAUUUCGGUGUUAGGAUCUAUUUGGGGUUUGUGGAGAGAGAAGAACUUAUACUUAAUAACUUAUUUUCUGCACAGUGUCUUUCGAACAAGUGUUGCAAGCCACAUUGACAAUAGAUUGAACAGAUUUACGUAUACAUAUAUGCGCUAAUUAAUAGUAGGUAGUACUAUAACUACGGAGGAACGCUCUAGGGACUACCGUUGUUAGUUUUAAUUGUUGGACCUACACGUCCGUGAUGAGCAUCAUCGAAGGACAUAGCAUUGUAGGCCCUACACAAACCAAACAUACAUAACCUCACACUUCAUCAAUGGUGUGGAGUGCCGGGUCAUAUUAUUUUCAAUAAAAGAUCAAACAAGUGAUAAUGAUCUAGCUACAGAAGAUAAUAAUAAAUUUCGUUUAUGUUUUUCUGUGAGCUUUAAAUAAUAUACCUCAA